Messenger RNA from Lepidothrix coronata (blue-crowned manakin), 2353 nucleotides. RefSeq names its product zinc finger protein 239-like. The coding region runs from base 773 to 1921 and encodes 382 amino acids. NCBI's taxonomy places the organism in Eukaryota, Metazoa, Chordata, Aves, Passeriformes, Pipridae. The record is from RefSeq and is a predicted model, not a curated record. The transcript is spliced from 2 exons.
GCUGAUUUCUGCUGGGGACCUGAGGGAGCCUCUGCAAUCCCAUCCAUUGGGCACAAUCUCCUCUGCAGAGCUUGACUCACUGCAGGCUUUGCAGGGAAAUCUGUGCUGGCAGCUGCAUCCUGAACCCGAGGGCAGUUUGUAUCCCCAAGUGCUGAUCCAUCCUGGGGACCCAAGGCAUCCUCUGCCAUUCCAUCCAUGCAGGAGGUGUCACCCUCCUGCCCUUGACUCGCUGCAGAGGAACAAGUGCCCUCUCUCUGUUUGGGAGAAGCCAGAUGCUGCCCCUGGGCCAUCAGAAGUGGUGCUGAAGCCUCUUUCAGCCCAGCCCUGGUUGCAGUUUUCUCAUCCCCUCAGCGAGUGCCCGCUCCCCCAGCCAGCACUGACCAACCAGGGCGUUUGGCACACGUGGUUUGGUGAUUUGGAGAAACAGCCCCGGACUGGCAGGGGGCCAGAGAACCUCGAGUAACAGCCCUGGCGAGAUUUAAGUGACACUACAUUAAUGCAGCUUUUGAUUAACAUAUAGCAACUCAAUCAAGUGCUCAUGAAAUGACCUCACUCCCCUCAUCCUCCCAAUUAAACACCUUUUUUUGGUCUGAAUCUUCAUAUUUUGGUGUAUUUUUUGGCUGAAUUUUAAGUUUUUGCAUUUUGUGAGGGUGUUCGUCACGCUAUUUCUGAGGGGUUUUUUGACUGAAUGUCAGUGGUUUGGGUUUUUCUGUGCUAAAUUUUUGUGGUUUUGAGGGUUUUAUGAUUACAGGAUGCCCGGUGAGUUCUAGAGAUGGACUUGGGCAGGAGGAAUCCCCAAGCCAAUGCGCUCAGCCCUUGUUUUCUCCUCCAUCAGGAUUUUUCUUUCCCAGAGCUUGGGCGGAUGGAGGAGGAGGCUGCGAGGAAGAGGAAGAUGCCUCAGGCCCCCCAGGCAGGCCCCGAGCUGAGGACGGAGAGCCCGGAGGACAAAUCCCCCCGUGAGACCCUGGUGGGAGAGGCCAUUUUGAAGGGCUCCAUGGUGCAGGAAGGCAGUGGGGAGAAAAAGGGCCGGAGAUCCUCCCGCAGGAGGGGCUCCAAAGCCAUCCCAGGGUGCUCUGAGGAGGAAAGAGCCAGUCUGUGCCGGGAAGGUGGCAGGAGCUUGAGGGGGAACUCUGACCUGGUGGUCUCUGAGCAACCUCCCAGCAGGGAAAAGCCCUUCAAGUGCUCAGAAUGUGGAAAGAGCUUCAAGCACAGCUCUGACCUGACCCGACACCAGCGCAUCCACACUGGGGAACGGCCCCACACCUGUAGGGAGUGUGGGAAGAGCUUCAGUGACAGCUCCGACCUGAUCCGACACCAUCACAUCCACACUGGGGCACGGCCCUACACGUGUGGGGAAUGUGGGAAGGACUUCAGUGACAGCUCCAGCCUGAUCCGACACCAGAUGAUCCACACUGGAGAACGGCCCUACACCUGUGGGGAAUGUGGGAAGAGCUUCAGUGACAGCUCCAACCUGAUCCGACACCGGCGCAUCCACACUGGGGAACGACCCUAUACAUGUAGGGAAUGUGGAAAGAGUUUCAGGUACAGCUCCCACCUGAUUCGACACCAGCAUAUCCACACUGGUGAAUGGCCUUACACGUGUGGGGAAUCUGGGAAGAGCUUCAGUAGCAGCUCCAACCUGGUGCAGUACCAGCACCUCAACACCAGGGAACGGCUCUACCCAUGUGGGGAAUGUGGGAAGCGGUUUCACACGAGCUCACAUCUCUUCCAGCACCAGCGGACACACACGGAUGAGAGGCCCUUCCGCUGCACCGACUGCGGGAAGGGCUUCAACCGGAAAUCCAACCUUGUCACCCACCGACGCAUCCACACCGGGGAGAGGCCCUACAAGUGUGAGGAGUGUGGGAAGAGCUUCAACAAGAGCUCUGGCUUGACCAGACACCAACGGACCCACAAGUAAGGGAAGCUUUGCAACUGCCCCGACUGCAGGAAGAGCUUUGGCUGCUGCUUCCACCUCGAAUGAACCCCCUGAUGGUGAGGAAACCCCUGGAGUCCAGUGACUGUCACUCCAUGCCUUUCGACCACAAAGGGCCAGUCCCCUUUCCCAGGGGCAGCUUCUUCCAACAGAACCCUUUCUGGGUGUGCGUGGAGAUUCCUGCCUUGGCUGGGGACGCCCCCAGUGUCACUGCUGGAGGUUGAGAGCAGAGAUCUCCUCAUGAGUGUUGGUCUGGGGGAGUUUUAUCCAUCUCUAAUUAAGAAUUAUUGCUUUUGUGCCAGCUUUAGUAGAAUUGUUUCAACAAUUGCUUUAGGGUAGAGCACUGUCCUAUCUUAUCCUGUACUCCUAGUAGUUUUAGUGUCUCUAUUGUGCAGUAAAUAAUUGUGAUGAAGAUCU